AUGGCAUCGAGAUUAGAUCGCUUAGUCACGCUACUCGAGACGGGCAGCACUCAGCUCAUCCGUAACACAGCGGCGCAGCAGCUUGCCGACGUUCAGAAGCAACAUCCCGAUGAACUCUUCAAUCUACUCACACGAGUCAUUCCAUAUCUCAGAUCCAAGUCUUGGGAUACCCGCGUCGCAGCCGCCAAGGCCAUCGGUGGCAUUGUCGAGCAUGCUGAGAAGUUCGACCCCAAUGCAGACGACGACGAGCUAUUCAAGCCGGAGGCUAACGGUCAUACCCCCAAUGGCUCCAAUGGUGUGGCCGUCAAGGACGAAACUACGAACGGACUUCCACUUUCCGAGGACCAGUUGCAGCUGGCAACGCUCGAUGUUGCUUCUAUCCUAACGCAUGGCAAAAAGCUCUUGGGCAGUGCUGGCAGAGAAUAUGACUACAUGAUGGCUGCUAUGGAUCCUGCGACGCGUCUUGACCACCAGAAGAAAAGCUUGACAGCACGCCUCGGUCUCGGAGGCGAGUACAUCGAACAAGAGUUCAUCACAGAGAAGGAUUUCGCUGUGCCGUUUGCAAAGCAGAUACCCCAAACACCAGGUUUACAACGGAUCGACACCUCCGUAGGCAGGAAUAACAGUACCGCAUCUCCAGGAGUUUACUCGGCUGUGUCUCCGCAUGACGCGGUCGGUCAGACGCCGACUGAUGAACAGGGGCUCAGCAAGCGGCAGCUCAACAUGCUCAAGCGCAAGAACAAGCAAGCAUUUAAGCACCAGGCUAACAAGGUCCGCAUCGUUGACAUAUCAUGUCGGCGGUCAAGCAUGGACUAUCCACAGACGCCAGCCAGCGCCCAUCCAGUACCUAUCAAGACGGAGGUGAAGAGGGAAGAAAGCGACGACAUCGCCAAAGAUUACUUCUCGCUUGAGCGAGACGGCGGAGACGAUGACAGUAAGGUCGUGGCAGAGUUCAAGGGCAUGCCUGUGCCUGAAAAGUCCGCCUUCCAAACUGAAGCUGAAGAGGAAGGGUUAGAAUGGCCAUACGACAGGCUGUGCGAAGUCCUCACCGUCGAUUUGUUCGAUCAUGCGUGGGAAAUCCGCCAUGGAGCUGCGAUGGGUUUACGCGAAGUAAUUCGUGUCCACGGAGCUGGCGCUGGGCGCAAGCGUGGCUUGACCCGAGAACAAAACGACAUCCUCAACCAACGGUUCCUCGACGACCUCGCGUGUCGUAUAUGCGCCGUCUUCAUGCUCGAUCGCUUCGGGGACUAUGUGUCCGAUAACGUCGUUGCGCCCAUCCGAGAAACUGCCGGUCAAGCUCUCGGUGCGGUACUACAAUAUCUUUCCGUCGAGUCAGUCAAAGCUGUCUAUAACGUUCUGUAUCGUCUAGUGAUGCAACAUGACCUUGAUGGAAAGACGCCCAUCUGGCAGGCCUGUCAUGGAGGUAUGAUCGGGAUGAGAUACCUUGUCGCCGUGCGCAACGACCUCCUAGUCAAGGAUCCGAGUCUCAUGGACGGCGUUCUAAAGGCUGUGAUGGAGGGCCUGGGCAACUUCGAUGAUGAUGUACGGGCGGUGAGCGCUGCAACUCUCAUCCCCGUCGCUGGCGAGUUCGUCAAGAUGCGGCCCGAAGCACUCAACAGCCUGAUUCACAUCGUAUGGGACUGCUUGUCGAACUUAAGCGACGACCUUAGUGCCAGCACCGGCUUCGUCAUGGAUCUUCUUGCCAAGCUCUGUAGCUUCACCGAGGUGUUAGAUGCCAUGAGGAGAAACGCGGCCAAAGACCCUGAGCAGUCGUUCGCACAGCUUGUUCCUCGACUUUACCCAUUCCUUCGACACACGAUUACGAGCGUACGAUCCGCAGUUCUGCGCGCUUUUCUCACCUUCCUUGACAUUGAGGGCGAUGGCACCAAAGGCUGGGUCAACGGCAAAGCCCUCCGACUUGUCUACCAGAAUCUUCUAGUUGAGCGGAAUGAAGGUGUUCUUAAGCUGUCACUGCAAGUGUGGUACGCACUCCUGAGAGCUGUGGCAGAUCGUGGACCGGACGCAUUCAGAGAUGAAUUCGAGCCGCAUGUAGAUCCGUUGGUCACGCUUACCGUUCACCCAAUCGGUGUCGUUCGACAUCCCAUCCCCAUGGAUGCAUCGCUGUUCAUUCGUCCCUCAGGUCAGCCCUUCGCUCCGCCAAGUCACACUCAGCAUCGCCCUUUGAGAGUAUCACCUCCAACCGGUGUAGAACCUCCGGCCAAGCGUAGACGGAAAUCCGAGAAGAAGGAUAGAGAUGUAGCGCUGCCACCUUCAACAGCUCACAACAUCGAUGCACACAUUAUGUCCGGAGAUGUUGAACUGGUGGGCGUGGAUGUCAUGAUACGCUCGAAGAUAUAUUCGGCUCAGGCGCUAGGCGCAGCCAUUGCGCAGUGGCCUGAAUCAUCGCGAAACGAUACCUUUGGACCAAGGAUCAUACCUCAUCUUCAGUCACCGAACUCGACCACACAGCUGAUUACAUCUAUGAUCGCCGAAGAAUAUGCGAAAGCUACAGCGGAGGCAGAUCAAUUCGCGCAACGCAUUGGAACUCCUUUACACGACAUCGUCGAAGGCUCGCGGCCCAUCUGGUACAGCGACCUCGUGCCUCACCUACAAAUCGUUCGCGCGCAGGUUCAGUCCAUGCUCAACACUUUCCGAGACAAUUCCACCGGCAGUAGCUUGAAGAUCCCGAAUAUCGCCUACCUGGUGCAAGGUGAACCCGAAGCCGGCCCCUUGGCUUUCUCGCUUGCUGAGGGAGAGAAGAUUGCCAAUGAAGACUUCGAACGACUGAAGAAGGCUUUGUCGCCAGCUCAGCGAAUAGCCUCGCUCGAGACAUUAAACACAGCACGAGCUGACGUUCAGACUGCGGUCGAGAACGCCAGGAAUAUUAAACAGCUUGCUGACCUGCGCAUCAAGGCUGCUGCCGCUGCCGCAGUCAUUGCGUUUGACAACAUCCCGAAAAAGCCUGCAGCAACCAUCAAAAGCGUCAUGGACAGUGUGAAGCAAGAGGAGAACGUCGAACUGCAGAGGAGGUCAGCUAGCGCGGUCGCCUCGCUCGUCGAGCGGAUGGUGACCGCCGGCAAGCGUGUCGUGACCGAGAAAGUCGUUGGCAACCUGGCCAAAUUCUACUGCGCAGAGACCGCAGAAACACCCGAGUUCCAUCCCAAUAUCGAAGUGGAAAAUCCAGAAGUCGGUAUCCUAUCGCUCAAAAAAGACGAAGACAUCCGAGAUCAUCCGGAUGCCGCACGACACGAGCGGGAGGCCAAGGCGGCUCGCAAUCAGCGCCGUGGGGCGAAAGAAGCUCUAGAGCAGCUUGUUGCAAGCUUCGGCAGUCAACUAUUUGUCAAGUUACCGAUCCUGGAGGAGCUCAUCGAGGCUCCUGUUCGAGCCGUCUUCGCGAACGACGAACUUCCCAGCGAAAUACGGAAUCCAGACAACACUCUAGGACAGCAGGUCAUCGACGCCCUGUCAACACUGCGCGCUCUCGUGUCGAAGUUCCAUCCUGAUCUUCACCAGAAGGUGCGGGUUCUCUUACCGCUCGUCGCCAAGGCAAUGCAGUCUAAGCUUUCCGUUCUGCGGUAUGCAGCAGCGAAGUGCUUCGCAACGAUUUGCAGUGUUAUGACCGUCGAAGGCAUCAGCAUGCUCGUCGAGAAGGUCUUGCCGUCCAUUAGCAAUGCCCUGGACGUGCACUGCCGGCAAGGUGCUAUCGAAUGCAUCUAUUGGCUCAUUAACGUUAUGGAAGACGGCAUCCUGCCAUAUGUUAUCUUCUUGAUCGUGCCUGUUCUUGGCCGUAUGAGCGAUUCGAACGAUGAUAUCCGGCUCAUCGCCACCACCAGCUUCGCGACGCUGGUCAAACUAGUACCUCUAGAAGCAGGUAUACCGGAUCCACCCGGCUUGUCUCAAGAGCUACUGCAAGGACGAGAGAAAGAGCGGAAGUUCAUCGCUCAGAUGCUGGAUCCGAAGAAGGUCGAGCCUUUCGAGAUACCCGUGGCUAUCAAAGCCGAGCUUCGCUCCUACCAGCAAGACGGUGUCAAUUGGUUGGCCUUUCUCAACCGCUUCAACCUCCACGGCAUCCUUUGCGAUGACAUGGGGCUUGGCAAGACUCUGCAGACUCUAUGCAUCGUUGCUAGUGAUCAUCAUCAGCGCGCUGAGAAGUACGCAGAGACCGGAGCGCCGGACUUCCGACCCCUUCCCUCACUCAUUGUUUGCCCACCCACGCUGUCCGGGCACUGGCAGCAAGAGAUCAGGACAUACGCACCGUUCCUGACUGCGGUUGCGUAUGUGGGCUCACCAUCCGAACGCAUCAAAUAUAGGAAUCAACUGAUGAAUGCCGACAUUGUCAUCACGUCUUACGACAUCUGCCGCAACGACAUUGAUCUACUUGGGCCGCUCAACUGGAACUACUGUGUGCUGGAUGAAGGCCACCUCAUCAAGAACCCGAAGACUAAAACAACUAUAGCUGUGAAACAACUCUCCAGUAACCAUCGCCUCAUCCUCUCAGGUACACCCAUCCAGAACAACGUGCUCGAGCUCUGGUCUCUCUUCGACUUCCUUAUGCCUGGCUUCCUUGGUACUGAAAAGGUCUUCCAAGAUCGCUUCGCCAAGCCCAUCGCCGCAUCCCGCUAUGCCAAAUCCUCAUCCAAAGAACAAGAAGCGGGCGCCCUCGCCAUCGAAGCUCUACACAAGCAAGUCCUACCCUUCCUCCUCCGCCGUCUUAAAGAAGAAGUCCUCAACGACCUCCCACCAAAAAUAAUUCAAAACUACUACUGCGACCUCAGCGACCUGCAAAAGAAGCUUUUCGAAGACUUCAGCAAAAAAGAAGGCAAAGCCAUCGCCGAAAAGGCCUCCUCCAACGACCGCGAGGCCAAACAGCACAUCUUCCAGGCCCUGCAAUACAUGCGCAAACUGUGCAACUCGCCCGCGCUCGUCAUGAAGGACACUCACAAGCAGUACGCCGCCACGCAAGCCUACCUCGCCAAACAAGGCACCAGUCUCCGCGACCCGACUCACGCGCCCAAACUCAUGGCCCUCCGCGACCUCCUCGUCGACUGCGGCAUCGGCGUCACUGGCUCCGAUACCACGGGAGAUAUUCCGAACGCCAACGAGGCAGUCUCCCAGCACCGCGCGCUCAUCUUCUGCCAGAUGAAGGAGAUGCUCGAUAUGGUGCAGACCGAAGUCCUGCGCAAGAUGCUCCCUGCCGUGCAGUACAUGCGGCUGGACGGCAGCGUCGAGGCGAACAAGCGCCAGGAUAUCGUCAAUAAGUUCAACAGCGACCCGAGCUACGACGUGUUGUUGUUGACGACUAGUGUGGGCGGGCUGGGGCUUAAUCUUACAGGCGCGGAUACAGUCAUCUUUGUCGAGCAUGAUUGGAACCCCCAGAAGGACAUGCAGGCCAUGGACCGCGCGCACAGGAUUGGGCAGAAGAAGGUCGUCAAUGUGUACAGGAUUGUCACGCGCGGGACAUUGGAGGAGAAGAUCUUGAGCCUCCAACGCUUCAAAAUCGACGUCGCCAGCACAGUCGUGAACCAGCAAAACGCGGGCCUCGGCACAAUGGAAACAGACCAGAUCCUGGACCUGUUCAACAUCUCGACGGGCGAGGCGCCGGCCAUGCCCGCUGCGGACGGUGGCGUGGCCGAGGACGACGCGGUGGAUGCGACGGGCGAGGUUAGGGAGAAGGGCAAGAAGGGCUUCCUGGAUGAGCUCAGCGAGCUGUGGGAUGAGAAGCAGUAUGAGGAGGAGUAUGACAUGGAUUCUUUCUUGGCGAGUAUGAGGGGGUGA
Molecule: messenger RNA, 5775 nt
Organism: Coniosporium apollinis CBS 100218
Lineage: Eukaryota; Fungi; Ascomycota; Dothideomycetes
Exons: 3
Coding region: 1-5775 (1924 amino acids)
Molecular function (GO): ATP-dependent chromatin remodeler activity; ATP binding; ATP hydrolysis activity
Source: RefSeq, a predicted model, not a curated record